AUGUCCGGCCCUUCGCCCCCUCUGCCGUCCAACCUCGUGGUCUUCGGCCCCGAUGCGAACUGCACGCUCGACCUCUGCCCCCUCGAGUACAGCCUGUACCAGUACCGCCCGAACCUCGCCGUCAACAUCCUCUUCCUCGCCCUCUUCGCCCUCGCCGCCGUCGUCCACAUCGGUCUCGGCAUCCGCUGGCGCACCUGGGGGUUCAUGGCCUUCAUGAUCGCCGGCUGCUUCAGCGAGAUCAUCGGCUACGUCGGCCGCAUCAUCAUGUACUACAACCCCUUCCAGUUCGCCGGAUUCAUGCUCCAGAUCAUUUUCAUCACCUGCGGGCCGGUAUAUUACACCGCUGCCAUAUACGUGACCAUAGGCAGGGCCAUCGACUCAUUCGCGCCGGAGCUCUCCCGCAUCCCCACCAAAGUCAUGUACUGGCUCUUCAUCUCCUGCGACGUCUUCUGCCUCGUCCUCCAGGCCGCCGGCGGCGCGCUGAGCACGACCUCGGCCGGCAGCUCCGACGUGGGCGUCGACCUCGCCAUGGCCGGCCUGGUGCUCCAGGUCAUCGUGCUGGUGGCCUUCUGCGCCCUCUUCGCCGACUACAUGGCCCGCUACACGCGUUCCGCCGCCGCCCGCCCGCUCACGCGUCGCGACAAGCUCUUCUUCGGCUUCCUCGCGCUGGCGAUCGUGCUGAUCCUCGCCCGCUGUGCCUACCGCGUCGAUGAGCUCAGCGACGGCUACAAUCAGUCGGAGAAGCUCACGAACGAGGGCCUGUUCAUCGGCCUCGAGGGAGUUCUCAUCAUCUGCGCCGUGUUUGCGCUGUGCAUCGGUCACCCCGGAAUGGUCUUUGGCAGGAGAAAGGUCAGCGAUGGCGUGCGCAAGGGGUCCAGUGCCGAAAGUGGCAUGGAGAGCGGCACAUCGCAGAUGGAGCAAAAGUGA
Messenger RNA from Colletotrichum graminicola M1.001, 927 nucleotides. RefSeq names its product RTA1 like protein. The coding region runs from base 1 to 927 and encodes 308 amino acids. The record is from RefSeq and is a predicted model, not a curated record. The transcript is spliced from 3 exons. Gene Ontology annotation, cellular component: fungal-type vacuole; plasma membrane. NCBI's taxonomy places the organism in Eukaryota, Fungi, Ascomycota, Sordariomycetes, Glomerellales, Glomerellaceae.